AUGGCAUCCGAUGAAGAAGAAGAUUUCACACAAUUUCAACAAAAUCAGAAUCGAAAACAAAAAAAAGCUGGCGGUUGGCAAUCACUGGGUUUGGAUCACGCCGUUUAUAAAGCAAUUGAGAAAAAGGGUUACAAGCAGCCAACUCCUAUUCAACGCAAAACAAUUCCAUGCAUUGUUGAUGGUAAAGAUGUGGUGGCGAUGUCGCGUACCGGAUCCGGAAAAACCGCGGCUUUUGUAAUUCCGAUGCUUCAAAAACUAAAAAGACGAGAUACAAAAGGAAUUAGAGCUCUUCUUGUUUCUCCAACUCGAGAGCUUGCUUUACAAACGUUCAAAGUUGUAAAAGAGCUUGGAAAGUUUACUGGAUUACGCUGCGCUCUGCUCGUUGGUGGUGACGCUUUAGAGGACCAAUUCUCAACGAUUCAUGAGAAUCCUGACAUUCUACUUGCUACUCCCGGACGAUUGCUUCAUGUUAUUGUCGAAAUGGACCUGAAACUUUCAUUUGUUCAAUAUGUUGUGUUUGACGAAGCUGAUAGACUUUUUGAAAUGGGAUUUCAAGAUCAAUUAACGGAAACCCUUAAAAGAAUCCCUGAAAGCCGACAAACCCUCCUAUUUUCCGCCACUCUACCUAAAAUGCUUGUGGAUUUCGCUAAAGCGGGAUUAACUGAUCCAAUGCUUGUUCGUCUUGACGUUGAUGAAAAAGUCAGUGAUAAACUGUCAAUGGUCUUCUGUAUGUGUCGUCCAGAGGAGAAACUAUUUGCUCUUCUUCAUCUGUGCAGGCGAAUGAAUGUCGAAAACAAGCAGACUGUCGUAUUCUGUGCAACAAUGAAGCAUGUCGAAUAUGUUGUUGGAAUUCUUCACCGUGCUGGAAUUGACUGCUCAUUCGUUUACUCGCAGCUCGAUGCGACGGCGCGAAAAAUGAAUAUUCAAAAAUUCCAUGAAAAAAAGAACAAUAUUCUGGUGGUAACCGAUGUUGCUGCAAGAGGAGUUGAUAUUCCACUUUUGGACACGGUGAUUAAUUUACACUUCCCACCAAAGGCCAAACUUUUUGUUCAUCGUGUUGGUCGUGUUGCGAGAGCCGGAAGAAGCGGAACAGCUAUUUCGCUUAUUGCAAAUGAUGAGCUUCCGUACUUGGCCGAUUUGUUUUUAUUCCUUGGAAAGCCAAUAAAUUUUGCCCAAGAUGGAAGUGUUUAUAAAGAAGAUGAGACUCUUAUUGGUCGCGUUCCUGACUCGAUUGUUAGCGUCGAAACCGAAUUUUUCAAUUCAAUACAUGAUAAUAACGAGGAAAUGUUGGACCUUAGGCAGAAAGCGAAUAAUGCGAUGCAAAAAUACACGCGAACACGUCCGCCGCCUUCUGCGGAAUCAGCUCGUCGUGUGAAACAAGAUCUACGUGAAGCAGCCGUCGAAUGUGCGCCUCAUCCGUUUUUGAAAUGCGAAGGCGACCGGCAAAGCUAUGAUAUUCUCAUCAAAAUUGCAAAUUAUAAGAGUCGAAAUACAAUUUUCGAAAUGAAUAAAAGCCAAAAAUCGCAGGCUCUAGCUGUAAUGCAAGAAAAGCGAAAAGCUCACGAGUCUCGAAUUUUGACAGUAGCCGAAGAGAAAAAGAAAAUGAAAGAAGCGGCAAAGAAGGAAAAUAAAGUAGUUUCGAACGAAAAAGACGAAGUCGAGACGGGAAAAGCUGAAAUGGCUGAUGAAAACGAAUUAGCCAAAGUUUUCACAAAAGUUAUCGGAUCAACGAAGGCGAAAGAAACUUCUGAAGAAGUUAAAAAACCGAAAAAGAAGAAGAAUGGAGGUGGCGGAAAGAGAAUUGAUCGCGCAGAGCAAAUGCGGCUGGAAAAAGAACGCCAUUAUGUACCGUACACCUCUACGGAUCAUGUCGCUGAACGACAUUUGGCUUUGGACAAAGUUGAUUUCGCCCGACAAGCUGAAGGAGCUUCGGUUGAUAUUAUUGCGGAUGAUGAUCGUGGAAUGUAUAAGCAGACGCAUGCGAAACGAUGGGAUAGAAAAUUGAAAAAGUUCGUUGGAGCUGAUGAGCCUGCCCAGAAGAAAAUUCGAACGGAAGAAGGAACUUGGUUGCCGGCUUCAUAUAAAACUGGAAAAUAUGAGGAAUGGAAGCAGAAGCAAAAAAUUGGAUUCAAGAAGAAUAAUGAUGAUGAUGAGGAUGGGGAGAAUACCGAUAAUUCUCAGAUGAACAGUCGAAAGAGGAAAUGGGGAUCGAAGAGCGCGUCAGCAAAUGGGCCAAAGCAUUCAGAAUUGAAAACAAAGGAGCAAAUACUUAAGGGACGAAGGAAGCAAGAGAAACUACAAAGUUAUAUGGAGCAUCGCAGACAAGAAAAUGUCAAGAAAAAGAUGAGUUCCGCAAAAGGAGGAAAGAAUAUGAAGAGCGGCAAAGGAAAAGGAAAAAGGCGAUAG
Molecule: messenger RNA, 2406 nt
Organism: Caenorhabditis bovis
Lineage: Eukaryota; Metazoa; Nematoda; Chromadorea; Rhabditida; Rhabditidae
Source: the annotation of a GenBank genome assembly